AUGCGCACGAAUACCGCAGAGAUAGACAGCACGAUCACGCACCCUGGAUCCGUUAAGAUCAAUGUGAAGGGUGCUUUUAUCGUGGAUCAGGAGAAUGGGAGCCCGAAUGGGAAUGCGCCUAUUACUGCUUCUGUGAAUGGAGGGAGUCACGAUACCAAAGAUAUCAGGUUGCCGAAUCAUACUGCCGUAGUCAGUCAUAUUGCUGUCGAUAUUGGAGGUUCGUUGGCGAAAUUAGUUUUCUUCUCAAGAGAACCCCACUCGAGGGAACCUGGCGGACGCUUAAAUUUCAUGAAUUUUGAGACGGAUAGGAUAGAUGAUUGUGUGGAGUUCAUGAAGCAAUUGAAGGUUAAGCAGCAGAAGCUCAAUGGCUCCAGACCGGGAGAAUUGUGCAUCAUGGCUACUGGAGGAGGGGCAUACAAAUACUACGACAAAAUACGGGAUGCCCUAGGAGUCGAUGUUCUCCGAGAAGACGAAAUGGAGUGUUUGAUAAUAGGCCUCGAUUUCUUCAUUACCGAGAUACCCCGCGAAGUAUUCACCUACAGCGAAACAGACCCAAUGCAUUUCGAGCUUCCUCACUCGGACAUCUAUCCCUACCUCCUCGUCAAUAUCGGCUCCGGCGUGUCUAUGAUCAAAGUUUCCGGCCCACGAGCCUACCAACGAGUAGGCGGCACCUCUCUGGGCGGCGGAACACUCUGGGGUCUCCUCUCCCUCUUGACCGGCUCUCGCACCUUCGACGAAAUGCUAGGCAUGGCCGAAGCAGGUGACAACGCCAAAGUCGACAUGCUAGUCGGCGACAUCUACGGCACGGACUACGGCAAGAUCGGUUUGAAGAGUAGCACGAUCGCGAGCAGUUUCGGGAAGGUAUUUAAGAUGAAACGGGAAGCGGAACGGGAGGCAGAGGAUUCGGGUGGGUUGACGAACGGCGAUGCUGGACAUCAUGAUACCCGGGACCAAGAUCCUCCUUUCUCUGCGUCUGACAUCUCGCGUUCGCUGCUUUACGCUAUUUCGAAUAAUAUCGGUCAGAUUGCUUACCUACAAUCCGAGAAACACUCGUUGUCAACGAUCUAUUUUGGAGGCUCUUUCAUCAGAGGACAUAGACAAACGAUGAAUACGCUGAGUUACGCAAUCAAGUUCUGGAGUAAUGGGGAAAAGAAAGCUUAUUUUCUGAGACAUGAAGGGUAUCUUGGUGCCGUAGGCGCGUUCUUAAAGAGACAGCCGAGGAAUUGGGGAAGGAGAGGAAGUUUUGAAGAUGGUGUGGGUGGGAGACCACUGGGCACUGAAGCGAGGGAGAGUGUUAGGAUGACGAUGGAUUAUCCUACUGCGUGA
Molecule: messenger RNA, 1326 nt
Organism: Mollisia scopiformis
Lineage: Eukaryota; Fungi; Ascomycota; Leotiomycetes; Helotiales; Mollisiaceae
Product: pantothenate kinase-like protein
Exons: 3
Coding region: 1-1326 (441 amino acids)
Biological process (GO): coenzyme A biosynthetic process
Cellular component (GO): cytosol; nucleus
Molecular function (GO): pantothenate kinase activity; ATP binding
Source: RefSeq, a predicted model, not a curated record